GGCGUCAUCCGCCAGGGGGCGUGGCGUGGCGUGGCGUGGGGUUUGCCCCUUGCCCUUCCAGGCGGGACUCCGCUGCCUCCCCGACCGAGGCCGAGCAGGACCCACGGAGGGACGGACGGAGGGUCGGCCUGGCCAUGGGUCGCGUCUCCCGGAGCCUGGCUCCCGCCGUGGCCUUGGCCCUGUCCGCCCUGCUCUGCUGCCCGACGGGCCUGGGCCUGGAGCCCCUCCGCUGGUGCGCGUCCUCGGAGGCCGAGCUGUCCAAGUGCAGCGCCAUGGGCAAGGCCUUGGCGGGGGUCGAGCUCCGGCCGGGACUGGCCUGCCUCCGCGCCGCCUCCGCCCGGCACUGCCUCGCCCACAUCCGCGAUGGCUUGGCAGACGUGGUGUCCGUGGACGGGGCCCUGCUGCUUGAGGCCGGGAGGGACUUUGCCCUGAAGCCGGUGGUCUCGGAGUCCUAUGGACAAGGCCCGGGGGUCUCCUACUGGGCAGUGGCCGUGGUGCGGCGAGGGUCGGGGCUGUCGGUGGAGGGUCUGCAGGGGUCGCGCAGCUGCCACUCGGGCCUCAACCACACUGCCGGGUGGCGCGUCCCCCUUGGCGUCCUCCUCGCCUCCGGAAGGAUGUCCGCCCCGGGAUGCGACCUGCCCCAAGCGGCCUCCCACUUCUUUGGCGCCAGCUGCGUCCCGGGGGCGGUGGGCGAGGGCUUCCCGGCCUCUCUGUGCACGCUCUGCCGGGGGGACGGCGGAGGGGCCGCGCGCUGCCAGGAGGGGCCCCAAGAGCGCUACUUCGGAGACCUGGGCGCCUUCAGGUGUCUGGCGGAGGGCACAGGCGGGGUGGCCUUCCUCAAGCACAGCACCGUCCCAGAUGCCCUGCAAGGGCCGGAUCCGCCUCCUUCGUGGGCGCAGGGCCUGCAGGCGUCAGACUUCGAGCUGCUCUGCCGCGACGGGGGCCGGGCGCCCAUUGAGGACUGGCAGCGCUGCCACUGGGCCCGCGUCCCUGCCCACGCGGUCGUCACCCGGCCGGACGUGGAUGCGGGGAUGGUGGCAGGGCUCCUGCUGCAGGGGCAGCAAAUCUUUGGUGGAGACCCCUCCUCCUCCUCGCCUCCUUCGGCCUUCCAGAUGUUCACCUCGGAGCCCUUCGGCGGGAGGGACCUGCUCUUCAAGGACUCCACCGUGGAGCUGGUCCCGAUCCCCGCUGCCCAGCAGAGCUACCAGGCCUGGCUGGGAGAGGGCUUCCUCCAGGCCAUGAGCGCCCAGGACUGCGGCCCUGACGGACUGCCGGAGACCCUGCGCUGGUGCGUGUUGUCCACGGAGGAGGUGCACAAGUGCAGCGAAAUGGCCACUGCCUUCAAGCAACAAGGCCUGAGGCCCCCGGUCCAGUGCGUCUCGGCAGAGUCCCGCAGGCACUGCAUGGAGCAGAUCCAGAAAAGGGCCAUUGAUGCCGUGACUCUGUCCGCAGAGGACGUUUACACAGCCGGGCGGGUCUACGGGUUGGUUCCGGCCGCAGGAGAAAGCUACGCAGAGGAGGAUUCCAGCGGUUCCUACUACGCCGUGGCCGUGGUGCGCAGGGCCAGCGCAGAGAGCGGGGCCUUCACCAUCUAUGAGCUCCAGGGGAAGAGGUCCUGCCACACGGGGUUCGGGCGAAGGGCCGGCUGGGUGCUCCCGGUGGGCCUCCUCCUGAGCAAGGGCCUGGUCCAGCCCCGGGGCUGCAGCGCCCCCGAAGCCGUGAGCGCCUUCUUCUCCGCCAGCUGCGUCCCCACAGAGGAUCUCCAGGGUUACCCACCCAACCUGUGUGAAGCCUGCGCUGGAGACGGCAACGGGGGCCACAAGUGCGAGGCCGACAGCCAGGAGCGCUACUACGGUUAUGACGGGGCCUUCAGGUGCCUGGCGGAGGGCAGUGGGGACGUGGCCUUUGUCAAGCACACCUCGGUCUUUGAGAACACGGACGGUCGCAACUCCGCUCCCUGGGCCUCACACCUGCGCUCGGCCGACUUCCAGCUGCUGUGUCCCAACGGGGCUCGCGCCGAGGUGGGCCAGUUUGCCGGGUGCCACUGGGGCCGGGUGCCUCCGCGGGCCGUCAUGGUCCACCCAGAGACCAGCGCUGUGGCCGUCUACGGACUCCUGGACAGAGCACAGGAUUUCUUUGGGGUCAACAACAACAGCAGCAGCAACAGCAGCAACAGGUUUGAGAUGUUUAGUUCCUCUGUCUACAAGGGGAAAGACCUGAUCUUCAAGGAUGCCACCAGGGCCAUUGUACCUGUGGGUGAGAGGACCACCGCCGAGGCCUGGCUGGGGCGGUCCUUCCUGGAGGCCAUGGAGGGCUGGGAGGCCUUCCCCUCUUCCUCUCCGGAGUGCUCAAGAGCAGCAGCCGGCCCCACGGUCUUUCCUCCUCUGCUGCUUCUACUGCCAAGCCUGGCUUUCGCUCAGUGGCUCUCCAUCUGACCUUGGGACUAGGAGGCAAUCCAAUGGACAAUCCAAUGGCACUGGCGAGGGAGGCUGGCCUUCCUUUCUACCCCUCCACAUCCACAGAUGAGACCUUCUCUGAAGGCCCUGGGCUUGGAAGCCUCCUGCCACACAGACUUUGCCUGGGAUGUUGCUCCUGGGAAGCCUUACCUGUGAGAGGCCCCAGGACAAAGGAAUACCUGCUGCUCCUGGACUCUGCCCCUGUUCCUGACGCAGAGCAAUAUCUGAAUAAAGCUUAAUUUGAAUAAAGCUGUAUCUGACACUA
Molecule: messenger RNA, 2721 nt
Organism: Anolis carolinensis (green anole)
Lineage: Eukaryota; Metazoa; Chordata; Lepidosauria; Squamata; Anolidae
Product: melanotransferrin
Exons: 16
Coding region: 135-2435 (766 amino acids)
Biological process (GO): iron ion transport
Cellular component (GO): extracellular region; plasma membrane; recycling endosome
Source: RefSeq, a predicted model, not a curated record